Molecule: messenger RNA, 615 nt
Organism: Venustampulla echinocandica
Lineage: Eukaryota; Fungi; Ascomycota; Leotiomycetes; Helotiales; Pleuroascaceae
Exons: 3
Coding region: 1-615 (204 amino acids)
Source: RefSeq, a predicted model, not a curated record
AUGAUUUCCCAGAUUUUCACCUCGCUGCUAGCUGCAGUCUGCAUUAUUACCCCAGUUACUGCCACCCCAGUUUCUGCCACCGAUAUAGAUUUAAGCAAGGUGAAAUACAACGGUAUCCUUUCACGUGGCGGCCAGGGUUGUGACCAGCAACAUCCCGCAGCUGUCUCAAUAAAUGGUGCCGCAGUCGGCCUCGUUGAGUCCUUCCCUCAAUUCACAGCAAGCUACAAAUCUGGCGAUGCCGUUGACAAACAACGCCAAUUUUGCCAGGUUGCCAUCGACAUUUCGUAUCCGGAUGGACUACAGUACCGCGUCAAGGAAGUGACAGUCAUCGACUCUGCCCGUAUUAGCGAAGGAGCUUCCGCUAUACACGAUAUCACUCUCUAUUUUGGAGGCUCCACUGAUCAAUCAACCGUGUCAAAAACCAUCACCGGGCCAGUUGCCAACAACGCAAUCCCUUCCACAAACGUUAUCUCCAACAAAGUGUGGUCUCCCUGCAACGAGUCCCAGUACCUCAAUAUCAAGAACGCUGCUCGGAUCAAUGCAGGUACAUCUAAGGACAAAAAUAGUGUCAGUAUCAAGUAUGUCGUUUUUGGACUUGAGUGGCGAAGAUGUUAA